This is a messenger RNA of Ipomoea nil (Japanese morning glory), 875 nucleotides long. RefSeq lists its product as uncharacterized. The coding region runs from base 97 to 819 and encodes 240 amino acids. The record is from RefSeq and is a predicted model, not a curated record. Gene Ontology annotation, cellular component: cytosol; nucleus. Gene Ontology annotation, biological process: tRNA wobble uridine modification; protein histidyl modification to diphthamide. Lineage: Eukaryota; Viridiplantae; Streptophyta; Magnoliopsida; Solanales; Convolvulaceae. Gene Ontology annotation, molecular function: metal ion binding. The transcript has 4 exons.
UAAGAAAGAUCGCCCUUCUUGAUCACCUCAUCUGAAAACAAAAUCCCCAUACGCCCAUCUUCUCGAAUCGUGAAACGUUUUCGUCAGAAGGUGGGGAUGGCAGCCAUGGCGGCGAUCAAAGUGGUGACGCUGACAAUGGCCAUAAUAAGCUGUGUAUAUGCCGGCAGCGACGACACAAAUCCUGUAUUUGAUCCAUGUUCAGAUGCAGCGGUUCAGAGAUGGGAUGGUUUUACAUUUGGUCUGGUGUUUUCUUCCAAAGAUUCCUUCUUCUCCAACCAAACCCAGCUUUCUCCCUGCGAUCGCCGCCUCCCCCUUUUCGGUUCUCCUGCUCAGCUUGCGGUUUUCAGGCCGAUGGUCGAUGAGAUUUCACUCCUCACCAUCAACAACUCCCUCUUCAAUCCAGUCUUUUCCGGUGGUCAUAUGGUGGCAUUUGCCGGGCGAAAAUAUGCGGCCAGGUCUUUCCCAGCUUUUGUUGCCGACGUUAGUAACACCGUUACCAGCCACACCCUGGUUGUUGAAUUUCAGAAAGGCAUCCUCCAGAAUCUGUAUUGGAAGAAAUUUGGGUGCGUUUCUUGCAUCGGAAGUUCUUUGGUUUGCCUUAAUCAGACUGAUUGUGCAAUAAAAAACAACAAGUGUCAUGGCUAUGGCGGGGACACCGACUGCAGCAUUAGCAUACAGUUGGCGUUUUCAGGCACAGACAAGAACGAUGAUGUUCUCAACUCUUGGUACGAGGUGAAGAAUCUCCGACAAUACUCUCUUUAUGCACUCUACUCUGGUCUUAGCAAUUCUAUCACCAGUCCAUUUAGCAGUCUUUUUUGAGAAAUUUGUAUGGAUGUAAACUCUUGUAUGUGUUUAAUUUGUUCAUGGAGCUAUUA